AUGACUGCACGGUUGGUGCGGUGGCUGGGCAACUGGCUGCCGUGCAACGUGUUGCGGGUCGGCAAACGAGUAGACGUAUUACCUGAUGGUAAGCAAUCAGCGCCGCCCAUGGACAUCUGCAACGGAGGAGUUACAAGUGCGUUGCCGACCAUUUUGGGAUUUGGAGAUUUAGAGAUUGAGGAGGGAUUGGGGGAGGGGAAGGAUUGGGUCUUCGGUAACCUCACUCACACGGUGAAACACAACGCUGUGGUUGCUUCACGCCGGUUUUCUGUGAGGCCGCGUUAUCACUCCGGUCGAGUCGACCCAUUCGACGGCAAACGGUCAGACGGAUUACCUGAUGGUAAGCAAUCGGCGUCGCCCAUGGACACCCGCAACAAAGAAGGAGAUACGACAUCAUCGCCGUCGAAGCUGUUCCCGAAGCCGGUGGUGUCUCGACGCAUGUCUUCCGACAUGGUGGAAAACUUGAGACGGCAGCUGAUGCGGGACAACUACGAUUAUCAGAAUGUAAACUCCAACGAACGCGGGCAUCAAAAUUCAAGUGUACGUAUCAACAUGGCUUGUGGAGUCUCAAAUAAUAGCACUCUCCACAGAAUACUCAUCUCAAUAUAA
Messenger RNA from Spodoptera exigua (beet armyworm), 609 nucleotides. The record is from the annotation of a GenBank genome assembly. Lineage: Eukaryota; Metazoa; Arthropoda; Insecta; Lepidoptera; Noctuidae.